This is a messenger RNA of Trichomycterus rosablanca, 1672 nucleotides long. Its product is annotated as dysbindin. Gene Ontology annotation, cellular component: cytoplasm. The record is from RefSeq and is a predicted model, not a curated record. Lineage: Eukaryota; Metazoa; Chordata; Actinopteri; Siluriformes; Trichomycteridae. Gene Ontology annotation, biological process: negative regulation of protein kinase activity. The transcript is spliced from 4 exons. Bases 226 to 801 code for a protein of 191 amino acids.
UUCCUCAAGUCAGACCUUCUCUGAUACAGAGGGUGGAUAAAAGCUUCGUUUCUGUGAAUGUGACAUUUUUUAUUCUAGACUGAGAAAGAAUGUGAAUAUAUGUAAGACUGGUAUUAAUGAUAUGGAUGGGAUCUAACUGAGGACCCAAUUCUGCCUUAUGUUCCUCUGAUCCAUCAUCAGCUGUGUGUAUAUGAGUGUGUGAGAGUAUCUGGAACUGUCAGGAUCAUGAGCUCAAAGGGGACAAGCUUGCACCACAAACGCCUGCCAUCUGAAACUGACCUCGCUCUGAGGGUGCCAGAGAUGGAUACAGCCCAGCAGUUGAAGCUUAGAGAAAGGCAGCGCUUUUUUGAGGAGGUGUUUCAACAUGAUGUGGAUGUUUAUUACUCCUCAGCGCAUCUGCAGAUAGACUACAUGAGGGCUCCAAUGAGCAGCAUCUCAUCCAUGGAGGUAAAUGUGGACAUGUUGGAACAGAUGGAACUUUUGGACAUUUCAGAUCCAGAGGCUCUGGAUGUGUUUCUUGCUUCAACUGAAGAUGAUGACACAACCCUAUCCCAACUACCAGCUGACGGCUGCAGCGAUAAUGAUGCACUAAAUGAAGAAAUCUCCCUAAGAGUCCCUGACCCUUGUGAGUACAAAUCCCGGAUCUCCUCCACCUCCUCUACUUCCACCAAUGACAGCCAAGGGGAGGAUGGAGCAGAAACACCCGUGGUCCAGUCAGAGGAUGAGGAUGAUGCUGAUCUGCUGGUAAUGCGUACACCUCCAGCCAGUGAUGGAGAAAGCCAAACUGAGUUGGGACUAUGAGCUGGUGCUUAUUACUACUGAUGGAUCGGACCUAGUGGUCAUAUAUUGACUGUUUUUGGUAGGCUGACUGGUUGUGGAUGUACACAUGUAUACCAAAAAUGCUAGCAGAAUCAUCAUUGUAUGCAUGUCGUUCUUCCUCUUUACCUGAACUGCUGCUGUGGAUUAUGAGGCUUACGGACAUUUUCAUACAUGCCACAUUCUUCAAUUAUAUGUUCAUUAACUGUUGUUUAGAGGAGUUUUAAAACAUAUGUAUCAUUUAUACUAAUACUAAGUGUAGCACUUCUGUUGGUAGGUGAAAACUACCCAUUAUGGUACGUUAUUUUCCUGUCAUUCUUUAUCACUAUAAUUUCAAGGCUUUAAAUCAUGUCUUUACGAUGUUUAAUAUUUUCUUAUCAAAAAUAAGUGUUUCACGAACCAUAAAGAAAUAAAGAUUACACAAGAGCACCUUACCCAGAGGAUUGUCCAGAGGGCUACAUGACACCUUAAGAAAAAUGAUAUUAUAAGCCAUCCUAAAGAAACCAGCUUACUGUGACUUUAUUUACCAAACAUCAAAGAUGACAUUAGUUAUGAAUAAAGGUACAAUGUUUGGCCCCCUUAUUACUGAAAUUGUUUAUAUUUUCCUUUUGACACAAAUUCCCACAGUCAUGGUUGACUAUGCAAAAAUUCCUUUUGUAAAACUGCAACAAUUAAUGUCCUCAUUUCACAAAUUAAUUAAGUGUAAUUAAUAGAAGGUAAUAACACAGCUGUAAACAUACUCUGUCCCAAUGCUUUUGAGUGUGUUGCAGGCAUCAAAUUCUAAAUUUCUUUAUAUGGAAACAUUGCAAAUCUUUGUACUUUUGUCAGUUUAAUAAAGAUUCAGAAGAAUUAACAA